Molecule: messenger RNA, 571 nt
Organism: Scomber japonicus (chub mackerel)
Lineage: Eukaryota; Metazoa; Chordata; Actinopteri; Scombriformes; Scombridae
Product: eukaryotic translation initiation factor 4E-binding protein 1-like
Exons: 3
Coding region: 123-488 (121 amino acids)
Biological process (GO): negative regulation of translational initiation
Cellular component (GO): cytoplasm
Molecular function (GO): eukaryotic initiation factor 4E binding
Source: RefSeq, a predicted model, not a curated record
CCUCGUGUUGUUUUGGAGUGGUGUAGAGCACGUGGAGGCACAGGUUAACUUUCCUGCAGACAGACAGAGUCCUCUACAUUACAGGUGACACAGAAAGUACGAAAAACAACCGACAGUGAGAGAUGUCAGCGGGAGGUCAGACCACCGGCAGCCGGGAUAUCCCCGCAGUGAGAAGGGUCGCCAUUCACGAUGCUGCCCACAUGCCCCAGGAUUACUCCAGCACUCCCGGGGGGACACUGUUCAGCACCACGCCAGGAGGCACAAGAAUAAUCUAUGACAGGAAGUUCCUCCUGCAGUGUCGGACGUCUCCUCUAGCUCGUACGCCUCCCAGCUUGCCUGACAUCCCCGGAGUCACAAGGCCGCUCAAACCUGACUCGUCCUCGUCCGACACAAACCAGCCACAAAAGACAGCCAGCAGUAACGCCAAGCACAGCCUGCAUAAACAGGAGAGCACAGGAGAUGAGUCCCAGUUUGAAAUGGACAUUUGAAGAGUCGGUCAUAAGGAUGAAAAUAAUUUCCAACAUGUUCAUUGUUUUUGUUUACUGUUGAGAAAAUGCUAAAAAAAAUUAAA